UAUUGUUGAUGUUUUAUAGUAUGCGUUCUUUUGGGAAUAAAACGGGUGGAUUUUACUGUUUAAUUCAUAUUCCACAAACGCAAUAUUAAGCAGAAUACUCUGUCAAGACUAGUUGGGGGCACGUAGUGAAAAACUACAUGGAACAUUUUUUACUUGACUGAGUAUGUACUCAAUUAUUUGUAGUACUACUUUUUAUGAGUAAAUAUACUACAUGAUACUUACUUUUUAAUGGAAAAAGAUACUACAUACUUUGAUAUGAUUUGUAGUGAAUAAUUUUUGAACCAUCACAUUGAAUAUGUACAAUCCCACACGACAUACUUGAUCUCUCGGGUGGCACUCACUGGUGUAGACGAUGUCAUCCAGAAAUUUGUUUGCUAAAAUUGUUGAAGGUUGCAGAAGAAGAAGUGGCACCGCAGGAGCCUUGUCAUUGCUCUCCAGUGACAAGUGGGACUGUUUUUACACCUUCUUUCUAAAUAAGGAAGCGGCCUGACAGACAUAUGACCACCAACCCAAUUUGGGUGCUGCCUUGAGCCCACUCAACCCCCCUUACGCCCCUUACUGGGCCAGCAAUGACAAAACAUUGAAGGCGCUUUCUUGCUGCCAUCAGGGCCCUCUCCAGCCUUACAUUGGGAAUCAGAUCCUGGGAGGAUGCGGAGCCCCUGGCUGGCCUGAUAGUGGGCUCUCAAUUCUUCCUUUCUUUGAUUUGUGUGUUUGUUUUUGUUUGUUUCUGUUUUGGUGCAUGGUGGAUUUCUUGCAACUCUUCUUUUUGGUCGAGGAGCAAGGAGAGAGAGCAAGUGCGUGCGUGUGGGGGGGAGAGAGAGAGGCGUGGAGGUAGGAGCUGCAAAACAUGGUAAUCACCAGCAGCAGCACCAGCACCAUCACCUCCAGCGUCUCCUCUCCUCCUCUGCACCGGGGCUUGCGUUUCAUGCCCUGCACAGCUCCAGAAAUAACCCUCAGCCAGCAUGCCGAAGGGAGAAAAACAAGAAGAGCGGUAUUUUUAGGCUCAUUAAUUUGGACCACGUGGUCUGAAGGUAAACCGGAUGGCCGGAGCUCACAGGCUCCUCGUCAGUAUGUCCUGCGAGGCCGCCACGCCGCACUGGACGCUGACCGCGGCGGUUCUCCUGAGCCUCCUGCUGGGCAUCGUGUCUGCGUACCCGCUCCCGAGCGGCCGGACAAAUGGCACCUUGCUGCUGGAGAAGCGCUGGGAGACGCUCUUCUCUCGCUCCGUGCUCGGGAUCUCCGGGGAGAAGCCGGAGCUCAACUGGGAGAGUGACUACCUGCUGGGCAUCAAGAGAGUGCGGAGGCUCUACUGCAACGUGGGCAUCGGCUUCCACCUCCAGAUCCUCCCCGACGGCACGAUCAACGGUGCCCACCACGAGAACCCGUACAGUCUCAUUGAGAUCUCCACGGUGGAGAGAGGAGUGGUGAGCCUGUACGGAGUCAAGAGUGACUUGUAUGUCGCCAUGAACAGACGUGGGAGGUUAUAUGGGACGACAGUCUUCCAUGACGAGUGCAAGUUCCGAGAGAGGAUGCUCCCCAACAACUACAACGCCUACGAGUCGCUGGCGUACAGAGGCUCCUUCGUGGCGCUCAGCAAGCACGGCCGCGUCAAGAGGGGCAACAAGGCCACCACUGCCAUGACUGUAACGCACUUCCUACCCCGAAUAUGACCUCCCCUGAGCAAAGACUGGCAAUAACACACUUAUUUGCACAUGUGGACUCUUCCCAGGUAACUUCAAUACCCGAUCCAUUCUGUACAUCCAUAAAAAAACCACCACGGACUGUCAUAGAGAGAAUAUCCAAUAGUAUUUAUUCAGACUUUAUAUGUAUAUUUGGGUAGCUUACUUUGUAUUAGAAAUGAUGAAAUGCCUUUCUUUGCUGCUUUUUUGGAUUUCAAACCAAUUUGUGUUGGGUGGGGGGAGGAGGCUUCAUUGGUCUCUUCAUUCUACUGUAUGGGUGCUUGCUGGAGUCAGUGGAGUGGGUGCCCGCUUCUUUUUGGAGAUGAUCAUUGUAUUACCUCAAAGCACCAAAAAUCCUGAAAAAUAUACAUGCAUGGAACUUAUACUGAGGAAAAAAAAAUUGCCUGUGAACAUGUUUUUGUUGUGCACCAUCUCCGUUUGUUGGAUAUCGUCUCUGACAGGGCAGCUCAAGCACUUGCAAAUAUGGCGGUGGUUGUUCUUGUUUUGUCAUGAGGUAGCGGUGCCUUGAAUUCCUAUUCUGCCCCCCGCCCCUUUUUCCCCCCCUUUGCAUGCAAGUAUCGCCGGUGCUUAAGUCAGAAAUAGGAAUGACAGACAAGCCAUCACUCCGCAAGUCAGACGCCAGCGUUGAUCUUGAGCCUCAUUCCAGGAAGGCCACACGAUGUUCCCUCCGGUAAUGAGCUAAAUGAAGUGAAUUGUGAUUGCAGAGCCUUUUCGAAACAUUUGAAAGAAAGAAAUCGGGCCCCGGAGGGAGUUUUGACAAUCCCGCAAUUUGGUGAUCAAAAGUCUUUGUGGACAUGCCAUUGUCAUCCAAGUAUGAAGGAAACCUCAUUUUUCUCACUUAGUUUCUACAGAUGAGAGUGCGCCGUCUGGCAUUUAGACAAAAGAGUGACGGAGGCUUCCCUUUUGGUUUGGCCUUUAUGCAGGAAAUAGCGUGGAUGCUACUGUUGAUUAGUCAGUUCACUGUCAAUGAGAGUCCGCUCUGAGGGACAUCAGGAUUCGACACUUCAGGUACCCCAGUCCCUCCCAUUUAGUAUGACAUUUGUCUUUAUUAUUGAUGAAAUGUAUUUAUGCAAAUUGGUCACUGAGUAUGUAGCGUACUUUUCCUUGAAUGCAACCCUUUGAGAUACUGUAAUUUGGCGAUGGGUCGGGGAGGGGGCGAAGGCCACGACGGCAGCGAUGCUCCAAGUUGGGACUUUUAAGGGUCUCUGCGAGUGGCCGCCGUUGUUGAUUGAAUGAUGCGAGUGAUGUGGACGAACACUGCGGGCCCCCCAUCCAUCCGAGCCACUUGUGUACUGAGGCUCUCGGUGCUGACGUCUCGUUCUCGGGUUACUGACGUUUCGUUGUUUUCUUGUGGCGACCUUGUUCUUUGAGCAGCAUGACAAGCGAGCCUCUCGUGUUUUCUCAUGUGGAUUGAGAUGAGGAUGUCAUGACUCAUCGACACCGUUUUCGGCCCUGCUGAAACGCGCUGCAAUCAGUGUUUAGUUUUGGGGUACAGUGGAACCUCUGAAGUACUAAAGUUGCUCAGCCGAGCGAUUCUGGAAAGUGGGGUGGGGGGGGAGCUCAAAUGUCACAAAUCUUUUUCUUUGGCUUUUUGAGAUAUGGAUUCCAAUUGCCACAAAAGAGGCAAGGGAUGCUCCUCAAUACAAUAUGGCAAAAAAAAAAAAAAAGUGGACCCUUUCAUUCACCCUCUAACCUAAUAA
Messenger RNA from Hippocampus comes (tiger tail seahorse), 3400 nucleotides. Its product is annotated as fibroblast growth factor 6. The record is from RefSeq and is a predicted model, not a curated record. NCBI's taxonomy places the organism in Eukaryota, Metazoa, Chordata, Actinopteri, Syngnathiformes, Syngnathidae. Bases 1041 to 1670 code for a protein of 209 amino acids. The transcript is spliced from 3 exons. Gene Ontology annotation, molecular function: growth factor activity.